AUGGGAGAUCUAUAUGCCUUAGAUUUCGACGGAGUUCUCUGUGAUAGCUGCGGUGAAAGCUCUCUUUCUGCUAUCAAGGCUGCUAAAGUGAGAUGGCCAGGUUUAUUCGAAACGGUGGAUUCAACUUUGGAGGACUGGAUUGUUGAUCAGAUGCACUUUUUGCGACCUGUGGUGGAAACUGGAUAUGAAAAUCUGUUGCUUGUGAGGUUGCUGCUGGAGUUGAGAAUCCCUUCCAUUCGGAAGACCUCGGUUGCAGAGGGACUGACAGUUGAUAGGAUAUUGGAGAACUGGUCAAAGCUAAAGCCUGUCAUUAUGGAAGAAUGGGUUGAGAAUAGAGAUGCUCUAAUAGAUCUCUUUGGAAAGGUCAGGGAUGAAUGGAUGGAUAAUGACUUGGCAACAUGGAUUGGAGCGAACAGAUUCUAUCCCGGUGUUCCUGAUGCUUUUAAAUUUGCAAGCUCAAGGAUAUAUAUAGUCACCACAAAACAGAGCCGGUUUGCAGAUGCUUUACUACAAGAGCUUGCGGGAGUGAAAAUCCCACCAGAGAGAAUAUAUGGUCUUGGAACCGGUCCCAAGGUGGAAGUGCUGAAGCAACUUCAAAGGAGACCAGAACACCAGGGGCUGAAACUACACUUUGUGGAAGAUCGACUUGCAACCCUAAAGAAUGUUAUUAAAGAGCCUGAAUUAGAUGGGUGGAACUUGUACUUAGGGGAUUGGGGAUACAACACUCAGAAAGAGAGAGAGGAAGCAGCUAGCAUUCCCAGGAUUAACAUUCUCCAGCUCGCUGACUUCAGUAAAAAGCUCAAGUAA
Messenger RNA from Dovyalis caffra, 807 nucleotides. NCBI's taxonomy places the organism in Eukaryota, Viridiplantae, Streptophyta, Magnoliopsida, Malpighiales, Salicaceae. The record is from the annotation of a GenBank genome assembly.